This is a messenger RNA of Haliotis rufescens (red abalone), 372 nucleotides long. RefSeq names its product swi5-dependent recombination DNA repair protein 1 homolog. The transcript has 2 exons. Bases 1 to 372 code for a protein of 123 amino acids. The record is from RefSeq and is a predicted model, not a curated record. NCBI's taxonomy places the organism in Eukaryota, Metazoa, Mollusca, Gastropoda, Lepetellida, Haliotidae.
AUGGCGAUUCUACUCAAGACAUCCCGACACUCCCUACGUCCCCCAAGACGUCCUGACCCUCCCUACGUCCCCCAAGACGUCCCGACACUCCCUACGUCCCCCAAGACAUCCCGACACUCCCUACGUCCCCCAAGACGUCCUGACACUCCCUACGUCCCCCAAGACGUCCCGACCCUCCCUACGCCCCCCAAGACAUCCCGACACUCCCUACGUCCCCCAAGACGUCCUGACACUCCCUACGUCCCCCAAGACGUCCCGACACUCCCUACGUCCCCCAAGACGUCCCGACACUCCCUACGUCCCCCAAAACAUCCCGACUCUCCCUACGUCCCCCAAGACAUCCCGACACUCCCUACGUCCCCCAAGACAUAG